Messenger RNA from Macrosteles quadrilineatus (aster leafhopper), 673 nucleotides. RefSeq lists its product as uncharacterized. The coding region runs from base 138 to 632 and encodes 164 amino acids. Lineage: Eukaryota; Metazoa; Arthropoda; Insecta; Hemiptera; Cicadellidae. The record is from RefSeq and is a predicted model, not a curated record. The transcript is spliced from 3 exons.
UACUGCCAAUAACAAUGUAACCAUGUAAAUAUUUAUUUCAAGAUUCAAGAUCAAUUUUGCAAGUUAAAUUUUAAGUAUUUAUUCAUAAAAUAAUCAAAAAUUAUAAAUUUAAUUUGAUUAUCUUUGCAAAAACAAACAUGAAAAAGGCGGGUAAAUCAGAACCACAAUGCAGGAGGCAAGAGUUUGUCUGUAGGCUACAUGAUGUUGUAAAAGAUCUCGACCGAUCAUUAAAAUCAGACUGUGAUCAAGGAGCUGGUCGAUUUGCCAGAGAAAAUGGCAAUCCUUUUGAACCACGGCAAAAGAAAGUUGGAAAUAAUAAUUUGAAAAAUGGUUCAGAAUGCUGUUGUCAACCCGGUUGCUGUCAGGAAUCAUUGAAGUUCAAAGUAUCCAGAAUCCCUAACUAUCCGGGGACAGAAGGAGCUCGGAAUCAGGAAAAGAGCGUAGGCGGUGCUCAAACAAAUGUGCAAGAGCCACCAGGUCAAUACAUCUGGCACCAGCCCGACCACAGUAAUGGCUGCUGGCCUGGCCACGACCAUACAGCCACAGGUCUGGGCCAGUCCCAUCGGGAGGGAUUUCAUAUUCCCAGCGACCCAGAAAAGGGCAAGUGCUGUUUUAUAGCCAGGUCAAAAUGAUCAGAGAGAUGGUAAAGGACAUAAUAAAGUAACUAAAAGUA